AUGGAUUCGAGCUCCGAAGCAGCUUUUCAUUCCGACGAUUUCUUCGAUCGCUUGCCGGACGACGUCGUGCUGUCGAUUUUCGGCAAAUUGCAAGACGCUAAAUCGCUCUGUCUAUCCAUGUCCGCGUGCAAGCGGUUCCGAUCCAUCGCCCCACAGGUCGAUCGGAUCUUCCUCCCGAUCCCUCAGAAGAAGUCCGCCGUCAAGGAAUUCGAUCAGAAGAAUUCGUUCAAAAAUCUGGUGAUCAGAGCGUUGAUGAAGCCCUUCCAUUUGAUUUCGCAGAUGGUCAAAUUGAAGCCUAAGACCGAGGAGAAUGACCUAGAUUUCUACUCCUACUACGUCCCCAACGAGAUAUUGAAGAAUUUCCAAGGAAUCCGCGGUCUCCAUCUCCGGCUGCCCUGCCAUGGAAAUCAGAAGCAGAGUCCGUCCAAAAAUGGCAAGAAUUCCACGACUUUGUUGAAAUGGAGAGCUGAAUUCGGGCGAGAGCUGCACAGCUGCGUGAUUUUAGGGGCAAAAGCGUGGGCGGAGAAGGAUGCGGAUGAAUCCAAGGAAGAUGCGUCGCGGGUGAUGCCGGACGACGAGCUGAAGCUGCGGAUCGUGUGGACGAUAUCCUGCUUGAUCGCUGCGUCGGCGAGGCAUUACCUGAUGCAGGAGACGGUGAAGGGGUUGAAGAUGAUCGAGAAUGUGGUGGUCUCGGAUGAGAGCGAUCAGGGGAGAUUGUGUAUGAACAAGGAGCAGAUUGAGGAAAUACGCCAAUCUAGUAAGGGUAAAGGACAUGAAAUGGCGGAGAGUAGGAGUCGAGUACCGGCGUUGAGGAUGAAGAUGUGGUAUUUGGAUCAGCUGGAAGUGCCCGGCUCCGCCAAGGUCAUGGAGGGGGCGACGCUCGUCGUUAUAAGGCCUGCCGGUGGUGGUGGGGCGGAGGAUGAGGGGAGCCGGAGCGACGCGGAGAUGGUGGCGGACGCCUUUGGUGGGGAGGAAGGUGAGGGGAAGGUGAUGGGUGAGGCAGUUAGGAAACUGAUGGUUGCCAAGAAAUGCUAUGUUUUGGAGAUGAAUUCGUUUUGACAUGUACAUGUAAAUAUUCGAUUUUGUAUUGUAUUUCAUUCUUUUUUCUUGGCAAGUUAAUAAGAAAAUGAGAUUUUACACUA
Molecule: messenger RNA, 1142 nt
Organism: Salvia miltiorrhiza (redroot sage)
Lineage: Eukaryota; Viridiplantae; Streptophyta; Magnoliopsida; Lamiales; Lamiaceae
Product: F-box protein At1g30200-like
Exons: 1
Coding region: 1-1059 (352 amino acids)
Molecular function (GO): protein binding
Source: RefSeq, a predicted model, not a curated record